UUGGCGGCUUGCAAAUGCCUUGCAAAAGCUGCCAGAGCAGGUCCCUUUGUGACCUGAAGUGAGAUCUGAGUGGUCCCCCCGCUCAACCUUCAUUGCUGCAUAAGCCUGGUCCAGUCACUGUGAUGUGGAAUCUAAAUACAGUGUAUGGUUAUCAUGCAUAUGGCAGGGAUGGGGUCUGCUUCUAAGGAGGUUUGGUUCAGUCCUGGCUCGGGGACACUUCAGUCAGGACCCUGCCACAACAGCACUGGGAAUGGAGCAUUAAAAUUGCCACCUACGUGAUUUUUUUCAGUAACAAUUAAUAAACAAUUCUAGUGACCCAGAAGGGAAACAUACCAGGACUGGAAAAAGCAAUUCAGCAUCUGCAAGAGAAAUUGGUGGAGUGUGAAAGGCGCUGAGCUGCCCACUGACCUUCUGCUCUGGGCUGUAGAUGACCACACAUUUUGCUGCUGAGCAGCAAGGGAAGUUCUCUGGCAUGACUCAUUGAGUUAUAAAGGGAAAACUACUACUGCCAGCGAUGCCAGAACAAAGGAGAUUUAGUAACUGAGGGGUAUAGAGUAAACAGUACCAUAUUCUUGCAGCAUUUGAGAUAUCAUCUCAUUUCUAACAGCUCAAUAGCCAUAAUAAACAACUCAUUUCUCAACAACUAAAUAAAUUCACAUACAAACACGCACAGUUCAACAGCUUUUCUGUCUGUAUGCAAAACUAAAUCCAGAACAAGGUGGAAUAAUCUGGAGGUGACUCUCAGACUGAGGGAAGUUUCAUGGACGUUUCAAGACUAAAACCUCAGAGCAUCAGACCAAAAAGGUAUCUUUAGUUGCUUGCCAUUCCCUGUUGAAAAUGGGUGGUGCAGGCAUUUGUCUCUGGUCAUUAAAGAAGCCAGUGGGAGAUCUUUGCUCCAGCUUUAUUCUGGGUUCUUGCUGCUGCUUUGUCCUUUCCAGUCAGGCACAAUUUUGCUGCCCUUAACUUGAGCAGCACCAGAUCCCCCAAGAAACUCUCGCUGGAUCACUGCAAAAUACAGGUGAAGACACAAUAGACUUGCCUUUGUCAAAUAAAUAUCACAUGAGGUGAGAGGCAGUAAAAUUCCCAAAAAUGCACUCACUCUCUUAUAUCAGCUAGUGUUAGGUAGGGUUUCCCUACUAUAAAUAUAUUUGGAGGCUGGAAUGACUUUAUAGAUCUAGAAAUAAAACUCAGAAGGGCCAGAUCCCAUUUGUUCUGCUGCAGAUGUAAAUAAAUGCCGAGGCACCAAAGCCUAGAGAAUGACCUGCAGCCUUCUGUGUGGGUGAUUGUCUGCAAGCAGCAGUGCUCACAGGUGCAGUAAGAACCAAUGAGUUGCCUAUUAGCAAGGGCUGCUGGUGGGAAAACAGCGGAGUCACCUUCAUAACCCACGUGUGAGCUGUAGGGAAGGUUAAUGAGGCUGGUCUGUAGCCCGGAGGUUGCUCAGCCUAAUGGAGAGCUCUGGAAAGGUGGUUAUUUGGUGGAUAAAAAGAUGCCUUGGAGUAAGAUGGGCCCUACAGAGUCAGAGGGAAGAAGAUGGAGAAGUUGGAUACCCACAGGUGGAGUUCUGCCUUGAAUGGAGCAUCUGUCUGAGAAACUCCUUGAAAGAACCCGUGCCAGGCGAGAGAACUUGCAGAAGAAAAUGGCGGAGCGGCCCAAGAUGGGAGCAAGACCCACAAUGCAGACCAAGAGGGUCAGAGAGCCUUUGGUAGAAACUGGUAACCAGGCUCCUCGUCCUGAUGAAGAAGUAAAACCUGAUACAAAACCAUCACCAUCAAAGAGGCUCUGCCCUAAUGAUAUAGAGUCUCAAACUUCUAGUUCGGAGAAUGUACAGCCAGUUCUUUCAAGUUCAACAAGCCAUGGCUCUCCUGAGAUGACUUCAGAAUUGCAUGAAACUGCUUCUAACAGGGCUUCAUCCGUUCAGCCUCUAAACACCAAGUCAGAAACUCCUGCAGCCCUUUCAGUCAAAACACGUAUGCAGAAAUUGGCAGAACAGCGGCGCUGCUGGGACAGCGAGGAUCCCUCUGAAUGUGUUUCUCUGUCUCCUCUCCAGUCAAAAGAUCUAUCUGUUUCUCCACCUAAGCAGACAUCUAAUGCCCUGGCAAGUGAAACCCCUAUUGGGAGAAGAGGCCGUUUAGCUAACCUUGCUGCUACAAUUGGUUCCUGGGAAGAUGACCUAAGUCAUCCAUCUGCAAAGCAAAACAAUGCACAAGAACAGCCUGGCACUACUUGUUUAUCCAAAUUGUCCACUACAAGUGGAGCAUCUGCUAGAAUCAAUAGUAGCAGUGUAAAGCAGGAAGCUGCAUCCUGUUCUCAAAGGCUUGUUGAGGCUUCUAUUAAUAAACCAGCAAACUCAAAGAGAGCGGAUCCAAACAAUUUUUUAACACAAUCCUCAAGAUCCACUGCUCCCCAUUCUAACGAAUCUGAAGUACAACUGCUAACAAAGAAUCCCUGCAGUCCCAAGAAAACUCAGGAGCAUACACAAACAGCAAAAUCAUCUUUGCCUCAACCAGUUCAGUCCAAAGAAGAGCCAGUCAAAGGAACACAUGUGCAACUUGAAUCUAAGGGUAAACCCACAACACCAGGGGGAUCAGGAAUUAAGCCCUUCCUGGAACGCUUUGGGGAGCGCUGUCAAGAGCGUAGUACACGCAGCCCUGCUACAAAUACUCCUGGGUGCAGAACACCUACUGUUACCCCAAACACAAGGACAAUCCAGGAACGGCUUCUCAAACAAAAUGAAAAUUCCUCUACUGCCAGUUUAGCGCUUCAGCUUAAGCAGGAACGUGAAAGAGAACUUGCAUGCCUUCGUGGCCGAUUUGAUAGGGGCAAUCUGUGGAGCGUGGAGAAAAGUGACAGUUCAAAGAGGAAACUUCCAGAAGCUAAACCGGAAAACCAAUCUCAAGCUAGUCCAAAACGCCCUCCUAGUUCAGAUGCUACUGCUUUUGGAUCACCAGACAACACACCAGUAGGUGACGGGCCAGUAAAGUCUCCCAGUGUGGAAUCUUCGGAUGCUUCUAAAUCUGAAGAGACUGAUAAACCCAGUCCUCUGAAGAUCACUGAGUCAAAGAGCCCUGUAAAAGCGAUGUCUGUCUCUGGACUUGAACAACUUGCCGAGAAACCAAAAGGUGAAGUGUGCCAAGUCGAAAUGAGUGUGGAUGAUGAGAUGAACAGCUCAAAAGUGAUAAAUGAGAUUUUUGAAAUUCUUCAAGAGGAUGGUCCAGACAUAGAAAAGCUGAAGAAAGAAAUGAGCAUGAGCCUGGAAGGUGAAAGUGAUGAGGAUGAGCAGGAAGAGUCGCUGAAUAUUUCAUCAAUGUCUCUGUUAACCCCUCUAGUGGAAUCUGUUGGUUCAGAGGCCUUUGCUUCUUGUAAGUCAACUGGGGAAGGUAGCAGUACCAGUGAUGUAAGUCUGAAGUCUGACAAGUUCCAAAGGACUAAAGUUCCCAGGGCAGAAUCUGGAGACAGUAUUGGCUCUAUGUCAGAAGAUCGCAACCUUCCAUAUAGCAUUGACGCGUACAGAUCUCAGAGAUUUAAAGAAACCGAUCGUCCUUCAAUAAAGCAAAUCAUUGUUCGCAAAGAAGAUGUUGCUUCCAAGCUAGAAAUGAAAAGGAAUGGCCCAUCUGACCAAGUCAAUAUCAAAAAAAAAAUGCAGGAACUGAACAAUGAGAUCAACAUGCAGCAGACAGUGAUUUAUCAAGCCAGUCAAGCUCUGAACUGCUGUUUUGAUGAGGAACAUGGAAAAGGGUCACAAGAAGAAGCAGAAGCAGAGAGACUGCUUCUCCUUGCAACUGAGAAGAGAACUGCUUUAUUGGAAGAACUGAAUAAACUGAAGAGUGAGGGACCUCCUAGUAAAAGAAAUAAAAGUGCUUCUAUGUCCCUUGAAUUUGCUCCAUCCAGGGGAUCUGUUUCCAUUUCAGAAAUGCGUCUACCUCUAAAAGCAGACUUUGUAUGCGGUACAGUUCAAAAGCCAGACUCAGCAAAUUACUACUAUGUAAUAAUCCUGAGAUCUGGAGCAGAAAACAUAGUUGCGACUCCGUUAGCAAGUACUGCCAGUUCCCUGAAUGGAGAUGCUCUUACUUUUACUACAACAUUUACUAUGCAUGAUGUGUCAAAUGACUUUGAAAUAAAUGUAGAAGUUUACAGUUUGGUACAGAGAAAAGAAGUUACCAGCACUGAUAAAAGGAAGAAGGCAAAUAAAUCUAAGGUUAUUACUCCAAAGAGAUUACUAACAUCUAUUACCUCUAAAAGCAACCUUCUUACUCCAGCCAUGGCCAGUCCAGGUGGCCCCAAUGCUAUACGCAGUACUAAUUUCAUCCUUGUUGGAUCCCACAAGCUAUCGCUGUCUUCUGUAGGAAGUGCCAAAUUUGCAUUGGACAAGAUAAAUUUUGAAGGGGAGGAAAAAGAACUCUUGGGCUAUAUGUUCCAGGACAAGGUUCCCUUUCUGUCCCCUUUGGAAGGUCAUAUAUAUCUAAAAUUGAAAUGCCAAGUGGACUCCUUGGUGGAAGAAAAAGGGUUCUUGACAAUGUUUGAAGAUGUUAGUGGAUUUGGAGCAUGGCAUAGGCGCUGGUGUGUGCUGUCUGGAAAUUGUAUCUCUUAUUGGACAUACCCAGAUGAUGAGAAACGAAAGCAUCCUUUGGGACGGAUAAACUUGGCUAACUGCACCAACCAUCAGGUUGAACCUGCCAACAGGGAGUUCUGUGCCCGUCCCAACACUUUUGAACUAAUAACUGUCAGACCUCAGAGGGAAGAUGACCGAGAGACUCUGGUCAGCCAAUGCAGAGACACACUCUGUGUUACAAAGAACUGGCUAUCUGCUGAUACUAAAGAAGAGCGUAACCUUUGGAUGCAAAAGCUCAACCAAGUCCUCGUUGAUCUUCGCAUGUGGCAGCCUGAUGCCUGCUACAAACCUGUUGGAAAGCUUUAAACUCUGGAAGGGAAAUAUGAAGAAAAUAUGCGAAAAUCCUCAUUAACUA
Molecule: messenger RNA, 4964 nt
Organism: Myiozetetes cayanensis
Lineage: Eukaryota; Metazoa; Chordata; Aves; Passeriformes; Tyrannidae
Gene: ANLN
Product: anillin, actin binding protein
Exons: 25
Coding region: 1571-4915 (1114 amino acids)
Biological process (GO): septin ring organization; actomyosin contractile ring assembly; mitotic cytokinesis
Cellular component (GO): actomyosin contractile ring
Source: RefSeq, a predicted model, not a curated record